GUUAUAACGAGUGAACGAUCUCAAGGUCAGAGUGAGCAAAGGAAAAUGCCUGUCAAGUCCAAGUCUCGUAUUACAAUCGCCUGUAAUUCGUGUCGAAUGCGCAAGCAAAAGUGCAGUGGGAAUCGACCAACCUGUAUCCAGUGUCUCCAGCAUCGGCGUAACUGCGACUGGCCCGAACAGCUUAAACGAGGUCCCGCAAAGGGCUACAUCGAAUCCCUAGAGCACCGACUCUACGGCACCGAGAAUCUACUUCUGGGCCUCCUCACCCAGGUCUCCGAUACCCAGCUUGCGGCUGGGAUCCGACACUCCACCAAUAUAUGGCCUCGACCUACCCAACGAGGGAGCAGAUACUGGAAGCAGUUUCCUCUGCUUUCGGUGCCGGAUAUUCGCGCCUGGCAGGGGGACUGUCAACAGGAUACACAACUAGGAUCUACGUCGACCCCUUUGCAGAGUCUGGCGCAAUCUCCCACGACGUCUGGGGAAUUGCCCGUCUCGACGGAGGAACAUUCUCGUUCGGGAGAGCCAGAGCCAGAGCCCAGUCCGGCGGCGCCUGCGGAGAGCCUCCAGCUGCGGAUUUCCGAACCCCAGAACCAUCCAAGUGUGUGGAGUGGGGCUCCGUCGCUCCAUUUCCAGCAGCAGUUUCUAUGGUAGAUGAAAUGUCCAGUGCGUUUACUAUCUCGCUACUGGGUAGAUUCCGGGAGGCGUAGUAUUUUAGAUAUAUCUUUCCAAGGAAGCCGGGCUCUAUAAUGACAACCGAGAGAUAUGUAUAUAUAUAUAUAUCUUUUUAAUUCGUAGUUUCUUUAUUGUGUUCUAUUAUAAACUUGGAGAUU
Aspergillus ochraceoroseus IBT 24754 is the source of this 830-nucleotide messenger RNA. RefSeq names its product Zn(II)2Cys6 transcription factor domain-containing protein. NCBI's taxonomy places the organism in Eukaryota, Fungi, Ascomycota, Eurotiomycetes, Eurotiales, Aspergillaceae. Gene Ontology annotation, cellular component: nucleus. The coding region runs from base 46 to 651 and encodes 201 amino acids. The transcript is spliced from 4 exons. Gene Ontology annotation, molecular function: zinc ion binding; DNA-binding transcription factor activity, RNA polymerase II-specific. The record is from RefSeq and is a predicted model, not a curated record. Gene Ontology annotation, biological process: regulation of DNA-templated transcription.